Mustela lutreola (European mink) is the source of this 806-nucleotide messenger RNA. Its product is annotated as calcineurin B homologous protein 3-like. The coding region runs from base 1 to 627 and encodes 208 amino acids. Gene Ontology annotation, molecular function: calcium ion binding. The transcript is spliced from 3 exons. NCBI's taxonomy places the organism in Eukaryota, Metazoa, Chordata, Mammalia, Carnivora, Mustelidae. The record is from RefSeq and is a predicted model, not a curated record.
AUGGGGGUACACUCACCUGAAGACCGAUUGGCCCGUCAGCGAGAAGAACGAGGAGAGGGUCCUCACACGGGGCACCAGUUGUCGGACUCCGGAUUAACAAAAGAGUUUGCUAGUCCUCUUUAUGGCAUGUGUGGAAAACUGGCAAUUUGCAACUCAGAAGAAGGCUAUCAUGAGAACUACCUGACCAUGCUGGCAAUCUUGGACUUCCUACCUCCAGAACUAGUUGUGAGAGUGGGGAGCUCUGUUCCUCCCAUCUUACCACCUAGUGGUAUCAUCGACACCACCAUGGACGAGGAGCAGGUGCAGCUGUGCCGCAAAGAGAAGUUGAGAUUUCUGUUCCACAUGUAUGACUCGGACAGCGACGGCCGCAUCACCCUGGAAGAGUAUCGAAAUGUGGUGGAGGAGCUGCUCUCCGGGAACCCACACAUCGAGAAGGAGUCGGCCCGCUCCAUCGCUGACGGGGCCAUGAUGGAGGCAGCCAGCGUGUGCGUGGGGCAGAUGGAGCCUGACCAGGUGUAUGAGGGGAUCACCUUCGACGACUUCCUGAAGAUCUGGCAGGGGAUAGACAUCGAGACCAAGAUGCACGUGCGCUUCCUUAACAUGGAAACCAUCGCCCUCUGCCACUGACCCGCCUGCCCCCGCCCCCCGAAGUUGGCUGUGCCCACAGCCUCCCGUGGGACCCGAGGCCGCCCGGUUCCUUCCGCCACAGCUCGUGUAAAUAGCCCCCACUCCAACGCUGUCUUGUUUUCCCGAGGGUGUGGUACCUGGGACCUCGGCUGUUUUUAUCUCUAAUAAAAAAGAAAACG